This is a messenger RNA of Chelmon rostratus (copperband butterflyfish), 1662 nucleotides long. RefSeq names its product Y-box-binding protein 2-A-like. Gene Ontology annotation, molecular function: nucleic acid binding. Gene Ontology annotation, biological process: regulation of gene expression. Gene Ontology annotation, cellular component: nucleus. NCBI's taxonomy places the organism in Eukaryota, Metazoa, Chordata, Actinopteri, Chaetodontiformes, Chaetodontidae. Bases 40 to 1008 code for a protein of 322 amino acids. The record is from RefSeq and is a predicted model, not a curated record. The transcript has 10 exons.
GGGACGCCGGAGAGAAAGUGUAGUAAUCCGACAGCGAGCAUGACAGACGCCGAGGCGCAGAGCGCUCCACCAUCGGCACCUGUGGAGGACAAGCCGCAGCCUGAGAGGAAAGUUAUAGCCACAUUGGUCCAAGGUACAGUGAAAUGGUUCAAUGUGCGCAACGGAUAUGGCUUCAUAAACAGGAAUGAUACCAAAGAGGAUGUGUUUGUUCAUCAGACUGCUAUCAAGAAGAACAAUCCUAGGAAAUUCCUCCGCAGUGUGGGAGACGGGGAGGUCGUAGAGUUUGACGUGAUUGAAGCAGCCAAGGGCUCAGAGGCAGCCAAUGUAACCGGUCCAGGUGGUGUUCCAGUCAAAGGCAGCCGCUACGCACCCAACAAACGCCGCUUCCGUCGGCGGUUCUUCCCUCGCAGCGCUCGGCCUGGUGACCAGGGCAAACCAGCUGACGGCCAAGACCCCUCUGUCGAGGGCGAGGGAUCAGGGGAGAACGGUGGAAUGAGACCUCAGCAGCGCCGCCGUCGGCCCCGCAGACCUAGGCAGGAGGCACAAGAUGGUGAGGCUGGGGAGGAAAAGAACGGAGUCGAAGACGGGCAAAUGCAGCGACCACCACAGCGCAGAUUCUGGCGUUCAUAUCGAAGACCGUUCCGCCCUCGCCCAACGACUGAUCAGGCUGCAGAUGACCAGCAGGCUGCUCCAAAAGCGAGCCAGGAGCAAGGCCAGGUGACACAGACAGAGGCCUCUGAGGGCCCCCAGACCAAUGGAGAAACGACAGAAAACCAGAAACAACGCCGACAGUCUAGACGCCGCAGGCAAAGGAACUCAGAGUCCUCUACCUCAAAAAACGAUACAGAGAAGUCUGCAUCAGAUCCUGGUACCCCCCCUCAAACCUCAAAACCAGCCGACCUUAAAUCCACAUCAAAAUCACCAAAGGCCUCCCCCAAAACCUCUCCUAAAACGCCAAAAUUGCCUGAGGAGGCAGCUGCCACAACAGUCCCAGCACCAACAGAGUGACGCUCGUGAGAGGACAGUCGCACGACCCCUGGUCCUUGGGUUGGUGGACUGGACCUAUUUCAGAACACAUGCACUGCCCUCCCCUCCCUGCACUCCCCCAGCCUCCAACCCUCCACCCAGCCUCGCUGUCAUCCCUCAUGCCCCCUCCCGUCUCAUCUUGUCUUGUCCUGUCUAGACACUGACGUUCGGAGAGGGAAGAGGCAGGGACGAAGGGGAUGCAGCUGGGUGGUGGGUGCACAUUUAGAAAGUGAAAGUACAUCUUUAAAAAGAAAAAUCUUUUGUCAGAGAAUGGACAAUCUGCUUGGUAUCCCAGUUAUUCCAACCCCCCUUUAAAAAAAAAACUAGUUUUCUUUAAUUGCCUAGAAGGGACACAUCAAGUAGUUCAUAGAGAAACCAGCCUUGAUUUUUAUUUAACUUUUUUUUUAAUUUGGUUGAAGAGGGGAAAACCAAGCAGGUGUAAGGUUGGUGGUGCAUUAUGGGGGUCAGUUUAGUUCUGUUACCACCUCAGUCAGUCCUUAAAACAUACUGCUCCCUUCAUCUCCUCAUUUGAGGGUAAAUUGAUGAAAAGAGUGUAUUUUUUUGUUUUACUUAUUUGUGUGUGUGCUUUUCUUUGGAGGGGAUUAUGUGCAAUGUCAGUACUUAAAAUGCUGAUUA